GCAUACAUGGUAUGCACAGUUCAGCCGGACAGCUCCUUCCUGCUCUAUACCAACUGGACUCAACACGUCCAAUAUGUUUGGAUUAUCUAACAACAAGCACACUGCACUAGCACGCGGAGAGACAGAGCAGCUCGCGCCUAACCAAAGACGGUUUCCUUCCUCGGUAAGCUGGCCGAGCUAUCGAUCGGAUCAGGGGGAACCGCCCCGCCGAGCUCCAGAUGACGGCGCCGCUCGGCGUGAGGCUCCUCGUCGGCGCCGACGCGCCGACGCCCCUCCAGGAUUCGGCCGAGGACGCCGCGGCCUUCCUCGCCCUGCCGGUCAGCCUGCUCGGGAAGGAGUGCCUGAUGGACAGCGCCGGCAACCUCUACGCCAGGGUCGAGGCCCUGCCCCGCGCGGGCGCGGGCGCGGCCGAGGACGCCCUCCUCCGCGCGCCGGCGGGGGCGGUCGUCGUCGGCUCCGCCAAGCGCCUGCUCGCCCUCGCCGGCGCAAUGAGAGUGGCGGAGCGGCUGGCCGGCGGGAGGACGGCCCCCGCGGACCGCGCCGAGCCGAGCACCGCAGCCGACAUGGACAUCGACUCCGGCGGCGACGCCGUCUCCUCGAGCCAUUCGGGCAGGGAUCCGGGCGCCAAAAGGAGGCGCGGCGGCGGCGGCGACGACGCGCACGGCGUGCUCCAGAGGCCGGCGAAGCGCCGGAUCCUCGCGUGGAGGGUGCGCCGGUACCGGUCACUUGUGGCCAAGGCCAAGGCGACGGCGAGGAGGGCCAGGAUCCGGGCGGUGAGGAGGAGGGUGCCCGCUUGGAAGUGCGUCCAACGGCAGCUCGCGCGCGCCACCCUUAGCGGCGACGGCCUGCACAGAUGGAGCCCCGGCGGCGCCGGCGGCGAAGGAGGAGGAGCUGCUUAGCAAUUGGAAGAUCCGCUGGUAAUUAAAUCAGCUCAAUCCUCAUGCUAAUUAGGGAAUGGGAUUAGCACCCUAGCAUUUUGUUUUCCUGCUCGAUUAGACAGUGCUCCUUGACCCGAAUGACAGGGGUGCUCAGCUCAAUUAGGUUGGUCUUUUGUGAUGUUAUCCGAUUGCGUGUACAAAUUCCAUCUUUAUUCUCUGAAAAACUUACCGGUGGGGCAUUAAGCAAGAA
This is a messenger RNA of Triticum aestivum (bread wheat), 1128 nucleotides long. RefSeq lists its product as uncharacterized. Bases 219 to 899 code for a protein of 226 amino acids. The transcript has a single exon. Lineage: Eukaryota; Viridiplantae; Streptophyta; Magnoliopsida; Poales; Poaceae. The record is from RefSeq and is a predicted model, not a curated record.